Molecule: messenger RNA, 348 nt
Organism: Hepatospora eriocheir
Lineage: Eukaryota; Fungi; Microsporidia; Hepatosporidae
Source: the annotation of a GenBank genome assembly
AUGAUUAUUUAUUUGUUGUUUGCAACCAAUAGUGAUAAUCAUAUCAUAUUACAAUCAUUUACAUUUAUAUUGGUAUUUUAUUUUAUAAAGAAGAUAUUUGUAUUACCUGAUGUAUUUAAUAUAAUUGUAAUAGGAUUUAUUAAUUAUACUAUAAAGAUUAAUAUUGAAGUUAAACAAAAUAAUAUAGUUAAUACAGUUUAUAACAUUGUAUUAAAUGCUUUUCUUAUUAAAGUAAUUCAAACAUUUGAAUGUUUAAUAAAAUUAGCUUCAAAUAGUAUUACUUAUCAUGAGUUUCAAACUAUUUUAUUAGAUUAUGAUAUCAUAAAAUAUGUUAAAAAUUUAUUGUAA